Verticillium alfalfae VaMs.102 is the source of this 1197-nucleotide messenger RNA. RefSeq lists its product as hypothetical. The coding region runs from base 1 to 1197 and encodes 398 amino acids. The transcript has 4 exons. The record is from RefSeq and is a predicted model, not a curated record. NCBI's taxonomy places the organism in Eukaryota, Fungi, Ascomycota, Sordariomycetes, Glomerellales, Plectosphaerellaceae.
AUGGACCAGCACCGCCUCGCGCACCACCCACUCGACAGCAGCCCUGCUAACCCACCAUGCUUCUCUCUAGGACCCGAAAUCGACCUCUACUCCGUCGAGGACAAGAAACAAACGCACGAAUUCGAUCUCCGCCAGUGGCUGCAAGAAAACCCAGAGGAAGAGGAGCCCGAAGAAGAGACGCCAUGCCCCAUCUGUGGCAUGGCAGAACGCCCCGACAUCCUGCUCCUCUGCGAUGGCUGCGACGCCGCCUACCACACCCACUGUCACGUCCGACUCGGACGUGCGGGCGAUCGCCCCAGCACGAACCACCGCCGACCAUUUGUGCGCACACGAGAACGUCAGAGGCGUGCGAGGCGCCAGGCACGGUCCGUCGAGUGGCAAGGCGCUUGGGGCCAGAUCGCUGGGCGUAUCUUCGAGGCCACCGAUAUCGACCUCGACAACUACGAAGACGACGACAGCCUCGAGGGUUUCCGCCGCACGCAGCAGCAGCGUGAGCGGGAAUCUCGUGAGUACCGCGAGUGGGAACAGCGCUUGCAGAUCGCCAGCCGACAAGGUGCUGGAGAGACAUUUGCCCGAAGCAUCCCCCGCGCCAUAGGCGAGCGCCUAGACAUCGUGCAGCCUGUCCAGGAAACCGCCGAGAACACGAAAGCGAAAGUCCCGGUCUGCAUCGACGUCUCCCGCGAAGCCGCCGCCGCCGCAGAGACCGGAGCGAAAGUCCAAACGCCCUCGCACUCGCAGAUUGCCGAUUCAGGCUCAGCUCUAUGUGGAGCCGUGUAUCCGAAGCGAAUUACUCGCCAAAUCGCCAAGCAGGCGACACGAGCGACUCUGAAAGUCGCGCCCGCCAGCACCGACACACCCAUUCUGACAUUCGCCAGCCUCGGCCCGGCGACCUGGCCAGCUGCAUCGUCCCCAACGCGACCACGAUCCCAGGUCGUCUCCCCCGCAUCUGACUUAAGCAGGGAGGAGAAGGAGCGGGUAAGCGCAUUCGUCAAGUCUGCGCUGAAGCCCCACUGGGACAUUGAAGACCGAAAGAUUACCGCCGAGCAGUACAGCAACAUCAACCGCGACGUCUCGCGCAAGCUCUAUGAUGGACUCCGUGACCCAGCCAUGGCCGAAGACAAGGCGCAGUGGGAGGCUCGCGCCAAGGAAGAAGUGACGCGGGCCGUGGCUGCUCUUCAGCAAGCCAUUCCGGCAUGA